UAUCCCUCCUCGUCCUUCACUUCUUUCUAUUGUAGCUGAGGUAGGUCAGACUCUGCAGUGAUUUAGCUGGAAAAUAAUUAAGGCAGGGCUUGGCUAGGAAUAAUGAGAGUUCAUAAAGCCAUCGAUUCGGGCUAAUGUGAAUAGUUUGAUUCGUCUGGAGAGCUCUUUGGAGAGAUAGCAAUUUUGGUUUCAGCUUAUUUUAUUUUAUGAUCUUUUUGGAUGCCUAUUUUUGAUUAAGUGUGUGUUACUUCUGCAAUGGCGGCUUCUUUAGCUGCUAUGCAGCGACCUCAAGCUGGAGCUUUGAAUACGGUUUAUAAGAGUGGUCCUCUUUUCAUUUCAUCGAAAGGACUAAGUUGGACAUCUUGGAAGAAGCGUUGGUUUAUCCUUACCCGAACUUCUUUGGUGUUCUUCAAAAAUGAUCCAAGUGCAUUACCACAAAAAGGAGGUGAAGUAAAUUUGACUCUUGGAGGCAUUGACUUGAACAGUUCCGGGAGUGUCGUGGUGAGAGAAGAUAAGAAGUUGUUGACUGUACUAUUCCCUGAUGGGCGUGAUGGACGAGCCUUUACCCUCAAGGCUGAGACAUUGGACGACUUGUAUGAAUGGAAGGCUGCCCUUGAGCAAGCCCUUGCACAAGCCCCCAAUGCAACACUUGUAAUUGGUCAAAAUGGAAUAUUCCGAAAUGAAGCAAACAAUGCUAUGGAAGGGUCCUUUAAUUCAUGGAGGGAUCAACGCCCAUUGAAGUCUUCGGUUGUUGGAAGACCAAUUUUGCUUGCUUUAGAAGAAAUUGACGGAAGUCCAUCUUUUCUUGAGAAAGCACUUCAAUUUCUUGAGACAUAUGGAACCAAAGUAGAAGGAAUCUUAAGACAGUCUGCAGAUGUUGAGGAGGUAGAACGCAGAGUUCUAGACUACGAACAAGGCAAGACAGAAUUCAGUCCUGAAGAGGAUCCACACGUUGUUGGAGACUGUGUUAAGCAUGUUCUGCGGCAGUUGCCUUCUUCUCCAGUCCCAGCGUCGUGCUGCACUGCUUUGCUGGAGGCUUAUAAAGUUGAUCAUAAUGAAGCUCGAGUUAAAUCACUGCGCUCUGCUUUAAACGAAACAUUUCCAGAGCCAAACAGGCGACUACUACUGCGGAUUCUAAAGAUGAUGCAUACUAUCACCUCUCAUUCAUGUGAAAACCGGAUGACUUCAUCUGCUGUUGCUGCUUGUAUGUCCCCAUUGCUCUUACGUCCUCUACUGGCUGGAGAAUGUGAUCUAGAAGGUUUCGACACUCUAGGAGAUAACUCUGCCCAGCUUCUUGCUGCCGCUAAUGCUGCCAAUAAUGCUCAAGCCAUUGUCACAGCCCUUUUGGAAGACUAUGGGAAUAUGAUCAAUGAUGAAGAUCUUAAAAGAUGCUCCACUUCUACUGAUUCUCAUAUUGGCGACAGUGGGCCUGAGAACUCAAGUGAUGAAGAAGACAUAGAGGUCAAACGUCCUGACUUGCAUAAUCUGGAUAUAGGAGAAGGGGGAACAGAUGAUGAGAAUGAUGUUAGGCUGAGCAGAAAACCGAGUGAGAGCAGUGAUUAUGCUGGCAGUGAUCUGUACGACUACAAGGGAUUUGGUGUUGAAGAUUCAGAUGCUGAGUCUCCUAGAGACAUCCAUUGUUCAGUCGAGAGUACAGGCUUUCCCACUAGAGUGAAAAGUCAAAUCGAAGAGCCUAUUAAAGAUAUAGAAAUUUCCAGCGUAUCACCUACUGAAAAUUGUUAUCAAUCAGGUAGAGAUGCUAUGCCCUCAGUUACUCCUAGUACUCCUCUCACUGCUCCUAGAUACACAACAUCAGCUGAGAAACCUGCAAAUAAAUCUACUGGCUUAUCACCAGUUAGUGCGAAGCGUUCUUCAUCCUGGGGAAGAGGCAACGGAAAAAAAACACCUGCUAAAGGAUCAUUUGAUUCCUCAGGAAAUGACGAGCUUCUUAUACAGAGGCUCGAGCUCAUGAAAGAUGAACUGCGGCAACGAAUUGCUAAGGAGGCUAAAGGAAAUGCGGCUCUACAAGCUAGCUUGGAGAGAAGGAAGCAGGCUUUGCACGAACGUCGGUUGGCACUUGAACAAGAUGUGGAAAGAUUACAAGAACAACUGCAAGCUGAGAGAGACCUACGAUCCGCUCUUGAAGUUGGUCUAAGCAUAUCUUGUGGACAAUUUAGCUCACAAGCUGCGGACUCCAAAACAAGGGCUGAACUGGAGGAGAUAGCUCUUGCUGAAGCUGAUGUCGCGAGAUUGAAGCAGAAAGUGGCUGAAUUACAUCAUCAGCUUAAUCAGCAGCGACAGCAUCACUUAAGUUCACUCCCAGAUGCUCAAAGCCAUCACCAGUUUCUCCAUAAUCACAACACUCAACUGAACUCCUUUCAGCAGGACUUUGAUUCCAUUCUUGCUUUCGUAAAUCAGGAGAGAAACCAGAGAACGGAUGAGACUGGCCUAAGAGCAGAGUGGAGGAACGGUAGAGGAAACAAUAGACAAGUACCAGGGUCACCGAGCUUAAAUGCAGCAUCCUUAGGCAUCCCAAUGGAAGAGUUUUCUCCGGUGAUGGAUUACACAAGACAUCAUCAUCAUCAUCAGCCACCAGCAGCAUCUGCAGCUCUGAUGGAGCUAACCACUCGGCUAGAUUUCUUCAAGGAAAGACGUUCACAACUGAUGGAACAGAUUCAGAAUCUUGACCUCAACUACGGUUCCUCUUCCUCUUCUCUACAGCGAUCCUCAUCUCCACCGUGGAAUUAGUAGUCUCUUUUGAGAAAGCUUUUGUCCAAAAAUAUAUAUAUUAGGAAAAAAUGUAAAAAAAAAAAAAAA
Molecule: messenger RNA, 2817 nt
Organism: Camelina sativa (false flax)
Lineage: Eukaryota; Viridiplantae; Streptophyta; Magnoliopsida; Brassicales; Brassicaceae
Source: RefSeq, a predicted model, not a curated record